AUGAGCUUCAAAAGGUUCCAGUUUGUCACUUUGGCUGUGGUGGCAGUGGUGACUGUGGUGUUGACGCAAUCCUCGUACUGUUCAGACUCGUGGAACCAGAAACGUUCAGGUUUAUAUGGAGCCGUCGCCUCCGAUUCCGAAGUGUGCUCAAAGAUCGGUGCUGACGUCAUCCGUGACGCCGGGACGGCCAUUGACGCGGCCAUAGCAACACUGAUCUGUCUUGGUGUUAUUCAUCCCCAUUCUUCAGGAAUUGGUGGCGGAGGGUACAUGUUGCUGUAUAAACGAGCCACCAAGACUGCGACAUAUUGGGAUUUCCGAGAAACUGCCCCUGGUGCAUCGACACCUGAUAUGUUUGUGAAGAGAAGUUGGAAGAGUAAAAAGGGUGAGUGUUGGAGGCAGGGGGGAUUAAGGUAACUGUGCAUUGUAUCUAUAUGUACAACUGGAAGCACUGAUGACUGGUGGGGCAUUAUGUCUCCACCACACAUUCCAGUAUAGCGUGCAAAGUUCAUGAAUAGAUCUUCGGUAAAUUUAAUUAGAUACUUGGAUCAUGUUAUACGGAAUUCUGGUAAACAUCUGGCCCAGGAAAAUUUUAAUUUAUGCCAUUCUCUUAUUCUUCUUAUUUAGGUGAACUGUCAGUCGCUGUGCCAGGAGAAAUACUUGCUAUGUACAAUGCAUGGAAAACACAAGGACGGUUACCAUGGAAACGCCUUUUUCAACCAACUAUUGACUUAGCGAGCAACGGUUUCAAAAUUGACGAACCAUUGGCGAAGGUUAUCAAAAGUACCACAAAAGGCAUCUUUAAAGAAAAAGGUUUCAGGUACGUUUGCUUUGCAUCUUUAGUCAGUAUACUUUUACAUUAAAAACUCUUUUUUCUUUUUUUUUUCUCUCCAGAUUAAAGGCUAGUUUACAGUAUCAAAGUUCCUUCAGGGAACUGACUCAGAGUCAAACACUAAGUCAGUUCGCUCAAAUGUCUUGGAAAUCCUUCAAAAAAUUGAAUUUACAUAUGAAAAUAGCGUGGGAUCACAGAAACUUUGAUAGUUUAAACCAUCCUUAAAAUCCACCAAUUGUAUAAAAGUUUCUGUUGUGGUUCCCAUUAUACAGGUGCUUGAUCAUUGGAGGCCGAAUAGAUAGUUGCAGUGGACACAAAAAAUAUUAAAAUUGUUUAAAACAUAUCACAUUUCUGGAAAAAUCUAACAACUCUUUGGUAGCAAUAAGUGUUGCAAGAGACGCAUUAUAAUCUUGAGUUAAAAGUAGUUGCAUUCAUAAGCUUUGGUAUUUAUGUAUGUCGUCGUGCUCACAAUUCACCUGUUUUGCGCAUUCUCCAGGAACAGGGUAUCAAAAUGUAGUACUAUGUCUUGUUUCCAAUUUUGCUCGUAGUCAUUUGUAGCUUAGUAUUUAGUGCAAUCUAACAUUUUUAAUAUGUCCACAAAGAGAAGUUUACUUCCAUGAAGAUGGAACACCAAGGAAUGAAAGCGAGAACAUAACAGACCCAGUUUUUGCGAAAACCUUGACAGAGCUUGCAGAGGAUCCUUUCAGCUUCUAUAACGGCUCAAUUGCCAGAGAAAUGGUCAAAGACAUUCAGGACCGUGGUGGGAUACUGUCUUUGGAAGAUUUGCAAAAUUUUAAAGCAACAACACGACGUGUGCUGUCGAGCUUUGUGAACGAUGACAUUUUGUAUACGACCUCAGCUACAUCGAGCGGCUCUACCUUGAUUAUGAUACUGAACAUUUUGAAAGGUCAGUUCCUCCUAAAAAUGUUACUCACGCUGUAGAAUAUUACUCUGGUUUCCAACUAUGGACCAGAAAGGCCGGAUAACCAAUUUACAAUGGAACUCGAGGAAGUUCAGUUAAGAAUUGGGUAUAUAGCUAUCCAGUAUUACUAAAGUUAGUUAAGUUUAGGUUUCCUCCUGUAGUAAUGUGCACUAGGUCAAUAAAGGAUGUCCCUGUUCGACUCGGUAGUUUCGGUAUACGGUUAAAGCCAGUUUUCCACUUCGACCGUAUCGUAGCGUACCGUAGCAUUUUCUUUUGUGUCGAAGUCAUUAGUUCCACACUACCGCUCAGGAAACAAAGAAAUACGCUACGUUUCGAUACGAUAUACGAUUGAAGUGGAAAACCAGCUUAAGUUCAGUUUUUUGAACUUGUAUGGCAACACAAUUAUGCUUUCUUUAUUUAGGAUUCAAGUUCACUCCAGACUCUAUAUCCGCCAACAAUGUCGUACAAACAUGGCAUCGUAUCAUCGAGGCAGUCAAGUUUGGCUAUGCAUAUCGACCAUUUCUCGGUGACCCGGAUUUUCAUCCAGAAGUUGAAGAGGUUGGUAAUGUACAUAUUUCCCGGAUUUUAGCAAGACAUUUUUUUGAUAAAUACCUUCGCCAAAGCUUCACGUAUUUACGUAGGUUCUUUGCAGAUUUUGUAAACAAGGCAUUUAAUAAUUAAGCAAACAGUUCUCUAAGUGUGCCCCCCCCCCCGCCCAUUUCUGUUGAAUAUGCUUCAGGUAACACCAUUCAUUGUAAUGGUUAAGAUCGUACUCAGUCAGAACUGCAAAACUAUAUAAAACAAGCCGCUCGAAAGAGCGUUUCCUUUUGGGGUCUAGCUAUACAACCUGUCCCCUGUUGCAAAAUUGCGGUGUGCCAAGUUUAGCUCUGCACCGCUACCAUAGCAGAUGUUUUUUUAAUCUAUCAUGAACCGAUGAACGUCCGGAGAAUUUAUAGAAAUUAGCGCCUCCUCAUGGAAACAGUUCCAUUGGCACUGGUUAUUAACAAGCCUUUCACAAAUUUUCAACAAGCUGAGAACAUGCACCCAUCUCGAUAACAAGUCGCUGAAACAGUGUCGGUACAAAUCUGUUGCAGGUUUGCUACUGGUUGUGCUGUUUUUCCGGUUUAGUUUAUGAAAGUAUCUUUGGCUUUUUCAGAGUAUAGAUCUUCAGAUCAAUGCUACUUAUGCCGAAGAAUUACGUCAGAAGAUAUGGGACAACACCACACACGAUCCCUUGUACUAUGGAGGAUUUUACGAUCCAAUGCCAGAUUUUGGUACGACACAUUUAUCUGUGAUUGGUCCUACUGGUGAUGCUGUGUCUGUCACAAGCACCCUUGGACGAGAGUAAGUUUCUCUUUCAAAUGAAAUACUUUUUUAUACUGGAUAGAUCUGUCAGUUCUAAACUGUUUUCCCCAGAGGUCCAAAUAAGGAUUAUAAUUGUCUUACCUAUCGUAGAUAGCUUGAUUUGGCAAACAUGGUUAAAUAAAGUUUUCACUUAUAUAGAUACAGAUACAUAUACACACACAGGGGUAUGCUGCAGCAAGCGACAUUACGACUUCAAAGCACCCCUGUAUGUGAAGACACUAUACUGCGAGUGUGAAACGUUGAGUUGCAAGCGUAAUCUUUACCUAUAAUUAACCAGAAUAACGAAACAUAUUUGAUAUGAAACGUUGCUGGCGUAAAAAAGUUUUUUCAUGUUGUUUGCUGCUGAAUUGUGACUAAUGUGUUUGUUAUACUAUUUUGUUACAGCUUUGGCGCAAAGAUUCGUUCAUACAGGACAGGGAUAGUUUAUAAUAGUCACAUGAGUACCUUCUCUUCACCCAACACAACCAGGUCCUAUCAACCCAAACCUUCAAAAGCCAACUACAUCGAGCCAGGAAAACGUUCUGUCUCUACCGCUUGCCCCACCAUUGUGGUGGAUAAGGGUGGAUCGGUAAAGAUGGUUGUGGGAGGAUCGGGUGCUUUAAGGAUCACAUCUGGUGUACCCAUGGUAAGGAAUUUAGUAUUAUUUAACCUAAAUGUCAUGCCUUUCGAAAAUAAAGCCCUGAGGCGUCAAAAGUAUGUGCCGCCCACUUUGUUAUUUUCAGUAAACAUUUGAGUGGAUGAUGUACUAUUUAAAACACGAGCAGGAGUGCUUUAUAUAACAGAACAUCCUUCUGAAGCAGAACAUCCUACUUAAACACAUGCGGUAAAAAAUUUUGGAUUUUGAUCAAUAAAUAUGGAAGUAAGCAUUAACACGAGAACGAGGCUCCAGGUCAUGACCUGGAGCCUCGUUUUCGUGUCAAAGAUUAUUUCCACAUUUAUUGGUAAAAAAAAAUUCUUUUUCAUGCAUGUGUUGAAGAAGGAUGUUCUGCUUCUCUGUAAAUAGUCCUCGAGAAAAAAACUUGAAAUCCUUUCCAUUUAAGAUGGUCCUAAGUUGAAAACAAUGUAGUUGUGACGUAAUUAUCGAUAGGGUGUAUUGCCCAAGCAUGCAUGCAGUUAACAUGUCGUUUUGUGGACCGACACAUGAUACGGUUUUGACCAAUCGGCAAACAGGAAAAUUGAACUUUCACAAUUGCUGUAUAAUAAUUAAACUUGAAUUGUUUAUUUCAGGUAAUAAUGAACAAACUCUGGUUUGGAUUAAGUCUGGAAAAAUCAAUAGACCGCCCUCGCCUGCAUCAUCAGCUCUUUCCUAAUAUAAUCUACUAUGAGAGAAAUUCACCAUACAGCGUUCCUAAGCCUGUUCGCGAUGGUCUCAAGGCACUUGGACACGAGUUGCGUUGGUCGAAUAG
Paramuricea clavata is the source of this 4522-nucleotide messenger RNA. Lineage: Eukaryota; Metazoa; Cnidaria; Anthozoa; Malacalcyonacea; Plexauridae. The record is from the annotation of a GenBank genome assembly.